UACAGUCUGCCGUAUGCUCCGAAGCACCCAGCUCCUUAAAUCUGGGUCCGGAUCGUGCCAUACUGGGAGCAGACCCAUAGAAAUAAAUGGGCCUUGCGUUGCUUGUGACCAGCAAGUUCUGCCAGUCUCCUUCCAGGUAACCUCUCAAGGCCGAGUCUUCAAAAUGUGGCGUUCUGUAGCAACUCUCUUCCUCCUGGUGGCUCUCUCAAGUGCCCGGACCGUUCCCAACUUCCCACCCCUUUCCCAUGAUUUGGUGAACUACAUCAAUAAGCUCAACACUACUUGGCAGGCCGGACACAACUUCCAGAAUGUGGAAUACAGUUAUGUGAAAAAAUUGUGUGGGACCUUCUUGCACGGCCUUAAGCUGCCGGAAAGGUUUGGGUUUGCUGACGGCUUGGAAUUGCCCGAGAACUUCGACUCCCGCAAACAGUGGCCGAACUGUCCAACCAUCAACGAGAUCCGGGACCAAGGUUCCUGCGGCUCUUGCUGGGCGUUUGGCGCCGUGGAGGCCAUUUCGGAUCGCGUUUGCAUCCACACCAACGGCAAGGUCAACGUGGAGAUCUCUGCCGAAGACCUGCUCUCGUGCUGCGGCUUUGAAUGCGGGAUGGGGUGUAACGGCGGCUAUCCGUCAGGGGCCUGGAAGUACUGGACCGAAAAGGGCCUGGUGUCUGGCGGGCUUUACGAUUCCCACGUGGGCUGUCGGCCGUAUUCCAUUCCUCCCUGCGAGCACCACACCAACGGGACACGGCCCCCGUGCACCGGCGAAGGCGGGGAUACCCCUGAUUGCAUCAAGAAAUGUGAAGCCGGCUACUCGCCUUCGUACCAGGAUGACAAACACUACGGAGUGACUUCCUACAGUGUCCCUCCCAGUGAGAAAGAGAUAAUGGCCGAGAUCUACAAGAACGGACCAGUUGAGGCAGCUUUUAUCGUUUAUUCUGACUUCCUCAUGUACAAAUCAGGUGUCUAUCAACACGUCUCUGGGGAGUCCGUCGGGGGCCACGCGAUCCGAAUCCUCGGCUGGGGCGUCGAUGCUGGCACACCUUACUGGCUGGUGGCCAAUUCCUGGAACACAGACUGGGGUGAAAACGGCUUCUUCAGAAUCCUUCGUGGGCAGGACCACUGUGGAAUCGAGUCGGAGGUCGUUGCUGGAGUCCCAAGACUGAGCAAGUACUGGAAACACCUGUAAUUUUCUCCUCCUCUUGCAUCCAGCCACUCCUGCAAGUAACCAGUUGCCCUGUGGAAAUGGAAGCAUUUUAGACUUCACUUUUUUUUUUUAAUUGAAACCUUUUAAAAUGCCUUUUUUUUUGUGGGGUGGGGGAAACCGUGCAGUAUGUUUGUCUCCUGCGUGAGGCUCCCGGUCGAUGCAGGACACACAGCUUUCCUUGGCUGCUGGAGAAGAGGGGAAGCGAGGUGCCGGCGUGAAACUGACUGUGCGAAAAGAGGCAGCUGUAGAGGAAGGAAAGAGCCCUGUGGGAGCAGAAGACAAGAAUAUUACCCCUGCCGCACCUGGCCGACUCGGCCCUCCGACUCAUUGCGAUGGCUCCGGUCCGCCAGAGAAUCUCUUGAAGCGCCUCUGCUGCAGAACCGUCGAGUCGAGCGUUGUGUCCUGGCCACCUGGCCAAGCUGCAGCCCAUUGCCAAGGAGACGCUGCCAAACGCCCACUGGAGUCGGGUGAAAAUCACUGCUCGCCAUACCGGUGCUGAGAUCGGCCAUGUCCUCUGAAGGGGGGGCAUCUGGAGGGGAUGCAGCAGUGGGGGGCAGAAAGAGGGAGGGAUCGGUCCCAUCCCGGAUUGCUCAUGACCCCAUUCUUGCCAUUUCUCGGCCUGAAGGUGCAGCUUAGUGGCCGGGAACAGAUAGCUAUGACGGAGCCUUCUUUCCACGUGAGCUGGCCCCGGCCAGCCCCAGGGUUGAAGAGCUUACUCUUCUGCUGUCGCAGAGCUCGGUUUCUGAUUUAAAUUUGCCUCUUCCUGAAUCGCAGGACCAUCAGGUUGAUUAAUGCUGGGAGACUUCUAUUAUAGUUGCAUUUUUAAAUGGUAGGGCAGAAGCUUAAAAGAGGCCUUUUUGUUUUUAUGCAAAACCUUACUGUUUACUACUGCAUUUUAUUCACUUUAUUCGAUUUGAUUGCACUGGCUGGACUUGCGUAUUGGCUGCUGCUAGCUUAAAAGUUUUAAAAAAUCUAUUUUUGCUAUUGUAAAUUACUGAUGGGGAAUGAUGAAGGUGCAGGUAAUGAGUAGAAAGAUGAUAAAGGUGGGGUGGAAUCCGUACUGUGUUCAUAACUUUCAGCAGACCAUUGAAAUCAGUGGAAUUCCGUCAUAAUUCAGUCCCACUGAUUUCAGCGGGCCUCUUCUGGGGUUAGUGAAAAGUUCAUUAUUUCAGUAGCUUCCAGCUUCAGAUAAAUCGUCCUUGUUCGGCGCAGAAGGUCUGAGAGAUUUGGCUUCUGUAGCAAUCAUGAGCUUUUAACUUCAGUGUCGUCUCUUCAUUUUUCUCGUUCGGAUAAUAAAGUCCUCUUCUCACUGGUC
Messenger RNA from Varanus komodoensis (Komodo dragon), 2519 nucleotides. RefSeq names its product cathepsin B (gene CTSB). Bases 14 to 1186 code for a protein of 390 amino acids. Gene Ontology annotation, cellular component: lysosome. The transcript is spliced from 10 exons. Lineage: Eukaryota; Metazoa; Chordata; Lepidosauria; Squamata; Varanidae. The record is from RefSeq and is a predicted model, not a curated record. Gene Ontology annotation, molecular function: cysteine-type endopeptidase activity. Gene Ontology annotation, biological process: regulation of catalytic activity.